Molecule: messenger RNA, 576 nt
Organism: Cornus florida
Lineage: Eukaryota; Viridiplantae; Streptophyta; Magnoliopsida; Cornales; Cornaceae
Exons: 2
Coding region: 1-576 (191 amino acids)
Biological process (GO): protein import into nucleus
Cellular component (GO): nucleus; cytoplasm
Molecular function (GO): nuclear import signal receptor activity
Source: RefSeq, a predicted model, not a curated record
AUGGCGUCGAUGCAACAUUUUGAAACCCUAGAAAUGCAAGCCAAGAAACUCGUUGGCGAUGAACCAGUACAUCUGAUAAAUCUCCUAUACGACCUCUCCUCCUCUGACAACACCGUUCGCUCCAACGCCGAAUCGGUCUACAACUGCUGCAAGAGAGAGUACCCGUACUCUCUCUCUAUAGGACUCGCUUACCUCCUCAGGGGCAGCACUAUGCCAGAGACUCGGACCAUGUCGGCUCUCCUACUCCGCCAACUUCUCACUCGCUUCCGUUGGCCUCAAAUCCAGUCUCAGAUCCAAGACACUUUGAAAUCAAUCUGCAUUGAAUGUCUCGAAACUGAAACUUCACCGGAAGUUUCCAAGAAUCUGUGUAAUUUGGUCUCUGAUAUCGCGAAGAACCUUUUACCGAGAUUUGAAUGGCCCGAGCUUCAAUCGUUUAUGCUCACAUCUCUAUCGUCUGGUUUAUCUCAUGUUCGCGAAUUGGGGCUUUUGUUGUUCAUUGAAUUGAUACCACAUUAUGCUGAAAUAUUCAGUCCUCAUGUGGAUACUAUACAUGCUGCAUUUUCAAGGCUUCGGUGA